Messenger RNA from Suillus plorans, 2637 nucleotides. RefSeq lists its product as uncharacterized. The transcript is spliced from 3 exons. NCBI's taxonomy places the organism in Eukaryota, Fungi, Basidiomycota, Agaricomycetes, Boletales, Suillaceae. The coding region runs from base 1 to 2637 and encodes 878 amino acids. Gene Ontology annotation, biological process: silent mating-type cassette heterochromatin formation. The record is from RefSeq and is a predicted model, not a curated record. Gene Ontology annotation, cellular component: SHREC complex; rDNA heterochromatin.
AUGAGUGCUAGAAACACCCACAAGGGGUUCGGCUCAUCACACGCCAUCCCUCCUAAUCCUACCUUUAUUGACUUCCCAAGAUCUGACGGUGACCCAAGCAAUUGGCCCACAAACACUACCCCCCACAUUGACAGUGAGGGCCAUGUAAACUUCAUGCGACAGGCUUCCCUCGAUGAAUCGUUAUCGAUCAAAUGGCGUGUCGAAGUCGCUGCAGCCCUUGCCUCAAAGAUUAACAUGCCUCAAGGCAACUAUGUUUUGCAAGGAUGGCCUGAGGGCUAUCAGAUGUUCGAUCACAACAAAGGACCAAAGGAUAGUCCUCGUCAUGAUGCCUAUCUUAUAGGUUCUACCUAUGCCAAGCGCUUCCGCUCUGUCCCAGAGUUUAUUCCCCACGCCCUAUGGCUGCUCACAGACCCCACGCUUGACCGUAGCAACUGCAAUUGCAAGUAUUGCAAUAAAAAACCCCAACGUGAAAUAACUGCCUCCAUGGGCCUUCUUCCAAAGCGCGGCGGCUCCGCGCCCUCUGCCGCAAACACACCCACGCGGACAGUUCAAACCCCUAAAUUGAAACGCCAGCCUCAGCCACCUAAAGACAGGCUUGUUCGGGAUCAAGAGAAAAGCUCACGCGACAAAGAAAGAUUUAGACCAUAUGUCGGUGUACGUCGCAUGCCAAAACCAGUCAGACCGCCUGCACCAAAGCAAAGCAUGCUCAGGGAGCGUAACUCCGAUUUGAGCUGUGCCUAUGGCCCCGAAGUCAAGGUUCGUCGAUGGUUCCGUGACGGCGAACUCCUUUGGUGCGCAUUGAACAACCCAAUCGAAGGGCCCAGUGGCCCAGGCGGCGACGAUUCCAUCUUUUUCUGGCCAGGUCUCGUCGAAGAGACAAGAAUGAAGCCUACGCCUAUUCCAAAGGGCACAGAUAUGGAUAUCCUUGAUGGUCCAUCAAACGGUCAUCCGAGCUCGAACGCUGAAUCCAAUGGUGAUGAGGGAGUCCCUUGGAUCAUCCGGCACGACCUUUCUUACAAAAUGAAACUUCUUGGUAUCUCCCAAUCAUUGUAUAUUUCAGACCAACUUGUUCUUCCGUAUCAAUCAGUUGCCCCUUCAGAUGAGCUUAUCCAAGCUAUCCAUGCAGUAUCUUAUGAGGACCUCGACCCAGACCCCGCACGCACUUUCGCAUUCAACCCUUAUUCCACCUCAUCAGAAGUUACCUUUGCAAAAGCUGCAGCCCCGUACGGUAUUGCGCUGCAGAUCGGCGCAAAUAUUUCUGGGUAUUGGACACCCACAGACGACUGGGAGUUCAAAUUCAGCCUUGAAUACCCCAAUUCCGGUCCACCACAAUCAAUCAACACAUUCCAAAGUCUCGAUUCAGUGAUGAACUCAAGUAUGGCACAUAAUGCUAACCUUGCCUCGUCCAUGGCGACGCCCUCUGGCUCAGGCUCUCAUACGCCUAGUAUCUCUGCACCGCUACCCCCACUGGCACUGGCCCAGACAGUCGUGCAGACACGCUACCAAGGCUUGUGGUGGGGUGCAGAGCGCAUCUGGACAGACGAGCUUAUUCGGCUCAAAUUUUCGCGAGGCCAGAUCGCUCCUGAAGGAAAUGACCUUAUCGAUGCACCUGCUGGCCCAAGUAAGAAGGCGCAGGAGUACGCGCGAUCUAUGGGCGGCCAAGUCGGUGGCGCUGAGGGGCGGGGCGUGUUCAUGCGCCUCGAAGGAUUAUUCGUUGCCGAUCCGCCGAGUGGAAGAGGAUCCAAAGUCUGCCAUGCAGUAGGGACGCUUUAUGAACUCGUGGAUGAAGACUGGGAGGAAGACUGGGACGGUCGGGAGAUGAUAGUUGACAAAGGAAAGGGUAAGGCGAUCGAAAAUGGCAAUUCAAACGUGGAUGGGUCGUUUCAGUUGGAUGCUGUACCAUCUGGACUUUCAUUUAUGAAUGGUCCAUCCCCACUGAAACCGCCUCCACUCGCAAACCCAGAUCCAGCGAUUCCCGUGGAAGGCACGACAACAGACGUUCUUUCACACAGCAACGUAGCUGGCGCUUCCACUUCUGCAUCUACCGCACCACAAUGUGACGCGAACAGCGCGCUCUCGCAUCCAGUCCUCAGUUCCUUCCCACUGCCAAAGGCCCCCGACGGAUUUAAGUUCCGCCCCAUCCUGAAGCCGGGCCAUGAGAUUGUUGUAGAUUUGACGUGGAUCGCGGGGCGAUAUUACCCAGGCCUUCUCGAGCACCGGCUGCUUGACAGGCACGUCGAACGCGCGCUUACUGCUGGUGGGACGCAGUUAUGGGCUCUCGAGGGUCUGACGGCUGGGUGUUAUAAUGCGAUGGACCCGACGAAGUGGAAGCCCACUCGCACGGCGAUGGUCCGGGAGGCAAGCCAUGAUGCGCGGGUGGGGCUUGAGGAGCACUGGAAGAACAAGGAGAAGGAACGUCAAGAGGCGAAGCUACUGGAGGGGGCGUUUUUGCUACCGCUGCCGCCAUCGGGAAUGGAUACUGGCGAAGGGGGAUCUGGGCUGGGUGAAAGUUCUGGCGCUACUGUGCUGGUAUCAAACGGUGACGGGCAGGGUUUUGUGAAUGGCGAAGAGGAGAGAAUGGAAUCAAGAGUAGCGGAGAAUGGGAUGCCGGAGGAGGUCGCGAUGGUGGUUGAUUAG